Molecule: messenger RNA, 922 nt
Organism: Gossypium arboreum
Lineage: Eukaryota; Viridiplantae; Streptophyta; Magnoliopsida; Malvales; Malvaceae
Exons: 4
Coding region: 183-569 (128 amino acids)
Source: RefSeq, a predicted model, not a curated record
AAAGGUAAUACGUUGUGUCAAAAGAAAAGAGUCGUCCAAAUAGACAGACAUCGUAACUCCGACGUCAACAAACCGAACAACCCAUUCAAAAGGCUUGGAAACGUAAAAUUCUGCUAACACUGAAUCCAUUCAAUCAAUAAAUUAACAGUUCAACUACAAGAAAAAAGAAAAUCUGGAAAAAAAUGGUGAGAAGAGGGAGAAGGAGAAUAUUGGUGGGAUUAGCGGUGGCUAUGUUUUUAGGAAUAGCAGUGUAUUUCAGGCUUUGGGCUAUUCAUUACUCUAUCUCUUCUGAUGAUGCUGAGUUGCUAAGGAGACAGUUUGAUCUUGCAAACAAAGAGGCAAUGGAUGAAUCUGCAGAGUGGAGGCUGAGAUUUGAUGAAGAGGCAGACAAGGCUUCCAAGUGUGCCAAGGAACUAGACGAGAUCAAAGACUCUAUUGGAAAGAAGGGAGAUUCCACUGGCUUUGAGGAAAAAUUGAUGCUGCUGCAAAAGGAAAAUGCUGUUUUACUCGAGCAAGUGGAAACGUUAAAAAAUGAGCUUGUGGCAGAGAAACGGAGAUGUCACACAUAGUAGACAAACUUACAAAACUUCGCUCAUAUUUGGGUUGAGCACAACUUCACCUGACUCCUGUGCUUGCAACUAAUUGGUUUGGCGUCUGCGGCUUCUCGAGUUAUUCAAGUCUGGUGAUGGAACUUUUUAAGUUGUUCUCUCCCUAUGCAUAAUUUAGGCCUCGAUUUUCAUGUAAUAGCCAAUAGGUGUUUGAGGACUGGGAAUUCUCUUUCCUUGGAUGGUGGGUGGAGACUGGGAUUAGUUUCUUACAGCUUGUUGAUGCUCUAUUACUAACUGUAACUACUUCCCAUGCCUGCCGCCAUUGAACUGAUAUGAUAAAACUGAUUGAAUAUUACAUUGGAGUUGGAGCAGUA